Klebsormidium nitens is the source of this 6060-nucleotide messenger RNA. NCBI's taxonomy places the organism in Eukaryota, Viridiplantae, Streptophyta, Klebsormidiophyceae, Klebsormidiales, Klebsormidiaceae. The record is from the annotation of a GenBank genome assembly.
AUGAGGAAUCAGCUUUUGCCUGGCCAACCGGAGGGGGAAAUUGCCAACCAGAGAGAUCCCCCUAAUCUGCUCAGAAGACUAAUCAGAAAGGCGGUCAGCAUGGCGACUUCUGUUGUGUCAAGCAUUUCGCGCCCCCCUCAAACAUGGGGGAACCCUGAGGGACAGGUGCCACCGGCGUUGGCAGGGAUUGAGAGGUUUCUGGUGGCCGCAGAAGAGAUUGAGUCUGCCCGUCCUCGGGUGGCAUACCUUUGCCGCUUCCACGCCUUUGAAGCUGCACAUGAGCUGGACAGGACUUCAAGUGGGAGAGGAGUCAGGCAGUUCAAGACUGCCCUCUUAGAGAGGCUCGAGGUGGAAAAUGGCCCGUCGCUUAAGGCCCGCGUGCGAAGCACAGACCUUCGAGAGAUCCAGAGCUUUUACAAGGAAUGCUAUGACAGCUAUCUCAAAGCCCUGGACGAUGAAUAUGCCGAUAGGGCAGCUUUGGCACAGGCAUACCAUACUACAAGUGUCCUCUUCGAGGUGCUGUGUGCGUUGGACAGGAAGGCUAAGCCAGAGGAGAGGGUGGCUCCUGAAGACCUCGAGGCUGGCCAGAAGUUGCAAGAAAAGGCUGCCGAAAUCAUCCCGUACAACAUCCUGCCCCUGGAUGCAGCAGGGGCGUCCCUUGCUCUCAUGCAACUGCCUGAGAUACGGGUUGCAGUGGAUGCCCUGAAGCAGAUUGGCGGUUUGCCUGCACCUUCUGGUGCCCGCCGUGCCAACCGCCAGGCACCAGAUUGGGACAUCCUCGACUGGCUCGAGUUGACCUUCGGCUUUCAGAAAGACAAUGUUCGAAACCAGCGCGAGCACCUGAUUCUUUUGUUGGCCAAUACGCAUGCGAGACUGCGGAAACCUCCUCCAGAUCCAAGUGGGCCUCUGGAUGGACGCGCAAUCAAAGAGGUCAUGAACAAGGUGUCCAAGAACUACAAGCAGUGGUGCAAGUUCCUCCACCGGAAGAAGAACCUGACCUUGCCCAACGCCCCUGAAGAGGUCCCCCAGAGGCAGAUUCUCUACACUGCCCUGUUCCUUCUCAUCUGGGGAGAGGCUGGCAACCUCCGUUUCAUGCCCGAGUGCCUCGCCUACAUCUUCCACAAUAUGGCCUGGGAAGUCAUUGGGAUGCUGGGAGGCAACGUCAGCCUUGCUACAGGCCAGAAUGUGCGGCCAGAGUAUCCUGGUCCAGGCUUUGGGGGCAGCGACAAGGCCUUCUUGAUGAACGUGGUGAUCCCGAUCUACGAGGUUAUCCGAAAGGAGUCCGAGAACAACGGCGGUGGCAAAGCGCCUCACGAGAAUUGGCGCAACUACGAUGACAUCAACGAGUUCUUCUGGAAGGAGAGGUGCUUCACCCUCGGCUGGCCCCUCAAGCUGGACUCCAACUUCUUCGUCGCUCCGGAGCCGCUCAAGGGCCGCGGCGCCGCGGUCAAGCAGGUGGUGCCCAAGGGGAAGCAGAGGGAGCGCAAGGCGUUCUUCGUGGAGUACCGCUCCUUCUGGCACCUCUGGCGCAGCUGGGACCGGAUGUGGACCUUCUUCAUCCUGCUCUUGCAGGCUCUGAUCAUCAUCGCCUACAGCCCGAAGUGGUACAGCUUCUUCACGGACAUGGACGAGUUCAAGAAGAUCAUCAGCGUCUUCAUCACGGCUUCCAUCCUCCGCCUCCUCCAAGCUGUUCUGGAUGUCUGGUUCAGCCUGGGGCUUUACAGGACGAUGAAGGGCUCGACUAUGAUUCGCCUCCUCAGCAAGCUGGUGGUGGCUUUGGUCUGGUUCAUCCUGUUCGUCGUCCUUUACGUGCACAUGUGGGAUAAUCCAGGCGGCUUUGCCAAGGAUCUGAAGGGCCUGCUCCUCCAGGAUUUCAACAGCCGGGCCCUGUACAUUUCCGUGUGUGCCAUCUACCUGCUGCCGAACGCCCUCGCUCUGAUUCUCUUCUGCUUCCCCCUCAUCAAGCGCCAGCUGGAGAUGUCCAACUGGAAGAUCGUCCGUCUCAGUCUCUGGUGGUCGCAGACGAGCCUCUACGUGGGCCGAGGCAUGCACGAGAGCACCUGGUCUCUCGCGAAGUACAGCCUCUUCUGGGUCGCGCUACUCACCUGCAAGACGCUCUUCAGCUACAACCUACAGAUCAAGCCGUUGGUAACGCCUACGCGGGCCAUCGCGAGCAACACAAAGCUGUACUACCAGUGGGCGGAAAUCUGUCCAGGAUGCAAUCAUAACGCUGGGGCCAUUGUGGCCAUCUGGGCGCCUGUGAUCAUAGUCUACUUCCUAGACACGCAGAUCUGGUACGCCAUCUUCUCGACCAUUGUGGGCGGGACAUACGGCGCCUUCCAGCGGCUAGGAGAGAUCCGUACGCUGGGCAUGCUGCGGUCCCGCUUCCGCUCCCUGCCCGGGGCGUUUAACGACAACCUCAUCCCUGCCCCAGUCGCGGCGCCCCGGAGGUUCGCUUUGGCGAGGUCGUUCAGAAAGAUCGACACCAAGGAGCAGGCGACCAAGUUUGCACAGCUCUGGAACGAGGUGAUCACGAGCUUCCGCGAGGAGGACCUGAUCAGCAACAGGGAAUUCGACCUGAUGCUUGUCCCGUACUCGGCCAUCGAGCUCGGCUCCGAGGUGGUUCAGUGGCCACCUUUCCUCCUCGCAUCGAAGAUCUACAAGGCCGUGAAGACCGCUGCAGAGCACAGCGGCAGCGAUGCGGAGCUGUGGCGCAAGAUCAAAGCGGACGAGUACAUGCGCUGCGCGGUGGAGGAGUGCUAUGCGAGCCUGAAGUUCCUCUUCGACGACCUCAUCGUGGGCUCCCAGGAGAAGUGGGUCAUUGCGGCUCUCUUCGAGGAGGCAGAGCGCACCAUGAUGCAGGGCUUUGUCUCGACCUUCCGGCUGGAGAAGCUGCCCAAGUUCCACGAGAAAGUGGUCGAGCUGGUCGAGCUGCUGAUGAAAGCAGACCCCGCGCUGCGCAGCAAGGUCAUCCGAGUGCUGCAGGACAUGUUCGAGGUGGUCACGCGCGAUAUGCUGUCUGAUCAAGCCAGAGAGGCACUGGAGAUCAGUGGUGCGUUGUCCAAGAGCAAGACCUCCCAGCUGUUUGCCACCCUCCAUCCGGAGCCCGCGGUCGCCUACCCGCCACAGCUCACCCCAGUGUUCGAGGAACAGAUCAAGCGCUUCCACCUGCUCCUCACCAUCAAGGACGCCGCCCAGGAGGUGCCUGCGAAUCUUGAGGCGCGGCGCCGCAUCUCUUUCUUCACCAACUCGCUCUUCAUGAACAUGCCGCGGGCGCCGCAGGUCAAGCACAUGGUCUCCUUCAGCGUCAUGACGCCCUAUUACAGCGAGAUCGUGACCUACUCGAAGAAGGAGCUGUACGAGGAGAACGAGGACGGCAUCUCGACGCUCUUCUACCUCCAGAAGAUCUACCCCGACGAGUGGGCCAACUUCUUGGAGCGGAUCGAGUGCAAGAACGAGGAGGAGGCGCUCGCCAAGGACGACGGGAAGGAGAUCCGGCUGUGGGCCUCGUACAAGGGGCAGACGCUGGCGCGCACAGUUCGCGGUAUGAUGUACUACCGGCGCGCGCUGGCGCUCCAGGCCUUCUUCGACGUGGCGACCCCGCAGCAAAUCGAGGAGGGGUACCUGUCCGUCACAAAGGCGUCCGACGAGGACAAGAAGGUGCAGCGCUCCAUGUGGGCGCAGAUCAACGCAAUCGCCGACAUGAAGUUCACCUACGUGGCGGCCUGCCAGAUCUACGGCACGCAGAAGCGGAAGAACCAGAAGGAGGCUGUGGACAUCUUCGAGCUCAUGAAGAAGAACGAGGCCUUCCGCGUUGCGUACAUUGACGAGAAGGAGCUCGAGGAGAACGGCAAAACGCGGAAGGAGUACUACUCGGUCCUGGUGAAGGCUGACGCGAACGGGCUCGAGCAGGAGAUCUACCGCAUCAUGCUCCCUGGGCAGCCCAAGCUGGGCGAGGGCAAGCCCGAGAACCAGAACCACGCGAUCGUGUUCACGCGCGGCGAGGCCCUCCAGACCAUCGACAUGAACCAGGACCACUACCUGGAGGAGACGUUCAAGAUGCGCAACCUGCUGCAGGAGUUCCACGAGAACCACGGCAUCCGGCCCGCCACAAUCCUGGGGGUCAGGGAGCACAUCUUCACGGGCGGCGUGUCCUCCCUGGCUUGGUUCAUGUCGCAGCAGGAGAUGAGCUUCGUCACCAUCGGGCAGAGAGUGCUCGCCAACCCGCUCAAGGUGCGGUUCCACUACGGGCAUCCCGACGUCUUCGACCGCCUCUUCCACAUCACAAGGGGAGGCAUCAGCAAGUCUUCCAGGGUCAUCAACCUGAGCGAGGAUAUCUAUGCUGGCUUCAACUCGACCCUGCGCCGCGGCAACAUCACGCACCACGAGUACAUCCAGGUCGGGAAGGGGCGUGACGUGGGGCUCAACCAGGUGUCUUUGUUCGAGGCCAAGGUGGCCAACGGCAACGGCGAGCAGACGCUCAGUAGGGACAUCUACCGGCUGGGCCACAGGCUGGACUUCCUGCGGAUGAUGUCCGCGUGGUUCACGACCAUCGGCUUCUUCUUCAACACCAUGCUGGUGGUGCUGUGCCUGUACGCGUUCCUGUACGGCAAGUUCUACCUGGUCAUGAGCGGCAUCCAGUACUCGCUGGAAAAGGAGGCCGAAAUCACCAAGAACAACUCCCUGCUCGGGGCCAUCAACACCGUCUCGAUCGUCCAGAUUGGGCUGCUCAUGGGCCUGCCCAUGGUCAUGGAGAUGGGCCUGGAGCAGGGCUUCAGACAGGCCCUGUUGAACUUCAUCAUGAUGCAGCUGCAGCUUGCGUCCGUCUUCUUCACCUUCUCCCUGGGCACCAAGACGCACUAUUUCGGGCGCACCGUCCUGCACGGCGGUGCCAAGUACCGGGCCACUGGGCGCGGCUUCGUCGUGCGGCACGAGAAGUUCGCCGAGAACUACCGGCUCUACUCCAGGAGCCACUUCGUCAAAGCGUUGGAGAUGCUGCUGCUGCUGAUCGUGUGGAAGGCGUACGGCAGCUUCGAGCGGGGCGGCGCCUCCUACGGCUUGCUCACCUUCUCGCUCUACUUCCUCGUUGCCUCCUGGCUCUUUGCGCCCUUCGUCUUCAACCCCUCCGGCUUCGACUGGCAAAAGACGGUGGAGGACUACGAGGACUGGAUCAAGUGGCUGGGCCACAAGGGGCCAUGGAUACGCCUAGUAACAGUAUUAAACGACGAAUUCCUCUCUGACACGUGUCACCUGUACAGGACGGUGGAGGACCACGAGGACUAUGAUAGCAACUGGGCCACAAGGGCGGCAUCAGGACAAUUACAAGCACGACCACACCACUCCUUUGCUGACACGUGUCAUUAUUACAGGACGGUGGAGGACUACGAGGACUGGAUCAAGUGGCUGGGCCACAAGGGCGGCAUCGGCGUGAGCGCGAACGAGAGCUGGGAGUCGUGGUGGGCGGAGGAGCAGGAGCACCUGCAGUACACCGGCUUCUGGGGGAAGCUGUGGGAGGUCGCGCUCUCGCUGCGCUUCUUCCUCUUCCAGUACGGAGUUGUGUACCAGAUGAACGUCACGCACGGCAACAAGGCGGGCUGGGUGUACGCCGUCUCGUGGAUCGUGGUUGCCGCGGUCCUCAUCUUGCUCAAGAUUGUGUCCUUCGGGCGCAAGCGCUUCAGCGCCGACUUCCAGCUCAUGUUCCGCCUGGUCAAGGCGCUCGCGUUCAUUGCGGCCAUCGUGAUCAUCAGCCUCUGCCUCAUCUUCACGCGCCUCACGUUCCGCGACCUUUUCUCGUCGAUCCUCGCGUUCGUGCCCACGGGCUGGGGCCUCUUGUCGAUCUCCCUGGUCUUCAAGCCAGCCCUCAAGACGCUCGGGCUGUGGGACUCUGUGAAGCCUAUGGCCAGGACCUACGAGUACGGGAUGGGGAUCGUUAUUUUCGCCCCCGUCGCCGUUCUCGCCUGGCUGCCCUUCGUCUCCACCAUCCAGACCAGGCUGCUGUUCAACACGGCCUUCAGCCGUGGCCUGCAAAUCUCUCGUAUUCUCGCAGGCAGGAAGCGGUAG